This is a messenger RNA of Mytilus trossulus (common blue mussel), 2371 nucleotides long. RefSeq lists its product as uncharacterized. The record is from RefSeq and is a predicted model, not a curated record. Gene Ontology annotation, molecular function: metallopeptidase activity. The transcript has 15 exons. NCBI's taxonomy places the organism in Eukaryota, Metazoa, Mollusca, Bivalvia, Mytilida, Mytilidae. Bases 89 to 2371 code for a protein of 760 amino acids.
AGUCAUAACCGUUUUUUAUUUGAAAAUAUUUCGAACCAUGCAUAAUAAAAUUGUGUUUUAAAAUACAGAUUGCAAAGAUAAUGACAAAAUGUGUAUGAUAUGGGCAUUUCAAGGGGAAUGUACGAAGAAUCAAGGUUAUAUGGUUUUCAAUUGCCAAAAAAGUUGUCAAGUUUGUAGUGGGUCCUUUACAGAUUGUAUGGACAAGAACAAGAGCUGUUCAAAAUGGUCAGCAAACGGUGAAUGUAGCAAAAACCCAAAGUACAUGUUAUUCAAUUGUCAGAAAAGCUGCAACGUAUGUGACAGCAAAACAGGCAUUACCAAGGGAAAAACUGUUAUCAAUGAUGACACAACAGAACAGAAAAAAGGAGAAAUGACAACUACUGAAACAACAAAUGGAGCAAGAGGUGAAGUCACCAUUGCAAACAACGAAGACAAACUAAACUUAACUGAUUUAACAGCAUCAAUAGAAUUAGAAAAGGAAACAGAACAGGAUGAAUUUCAAAAUAACGACACGACCACUAAUGGUUUGACAGAUUGCACAGACACAAAGGUAAAAUGUCCAAAGUGGGCUUUACAAGAUGAAUGCAGGCAGAACCCAGAAUAUAUGCUGUACAACUGUAAAAAGAGUUGUAAUGCUUGUGGUGAUGCAAUUGCCAAAGAAUGCAAAGACUGGCACCACCAAUGUUCUGUUUGGGCGUCUAGUGGUAGAUGCAAGACACAAUCAACUUUUAUGUUUGAUUUUUGCAAGCUUAGUUGUGAUGCAUGUGCAAGUCCAAGGAGGAACGGUGAUAACAACUGUGUAGAUGAAAACACAAGCUGUCACUACUGGUCCUUCAUAGGUGAAUGUGUUAAAAAUAAAAACUACAUGCUCUCAAUAUGUAAACACAGUUGUAAAGGAAUUAAUAUGUCGUUACCUCCUGUGCCACCACCAUUGCCGUUCCCGCCUCCGGUCCCCCCACCAUUGCCGUUCCCGCCACCGGUCCCACCACCAUUUCCGUUCCCUCCUCCGGUGCCUGUACCCCCACCAUUACCAUUACCGCCUCCAGUCACUGUUCCGCCACCGUUACUGUCACAGUUUAUUUUGAAUUUCUGGGCCGCUUCAGAAGCUGAAAUGAAAAAAAAACCACCAAAAAACAUUGAUUCAGAUUAUUUACACGUAGAGGUGAAUGGAAAUGGGUUGGAUACUUUAGGGAAGGAUUUUAGGAUACAGUUUUAUGAUGCAGAUGGUAAUUUUACUGACACUGGGUUUGUCGGAUAUGCAGACAAUUAUAAUUCACAUAAGAACAAAAGAGCAAGUCUUAGACCCGGAAAAGCAACUUCAACUGAUAGUUGCAAUCAUGUGCGAGGAGUUCCGACUGAAUUGAGAAGCUCGUCAGUUAUGAAGCCGCAUGGACUAGCAACAUUUUACCAGAAAUAUACAGAAGCAUAUGGCAUACCGAUUUUAUCAUCCUGGAAUGUAAAUGACGAUGCAUUGAAGAGAGCUUGUUAUAUAACACGGUUUCUUUUUGCUGAUAAUUAUGCCGUUCGGAACUCAUUUUAUCAGAGAUCUGGACGUUCAGCUGUCAUAGGAGUAAACGAAGGUACAACUAGUAUACCGGAACACAGUCAUAUGGAUCCUUCUUUCUGGGAUAAUAGAGCACGCGGACUUGGGGCUACUGACUCUGCACCAGUUUCUACAGGUGGUGAAGAAAAUUUGUUGUGUUUAAAAAAUGAUCGUUAUCAUAGUGAAGAUAUAUAUUUACAUGAAUUUUCUCAUGGAGUGGCAAAUCUUGGUGCUAGAUAUGGUAUUAGUGGUUGGUUUCAAAGAUUAGAAAAUCAGUAUAAAACAGCAAAGCAACAGGGUCUUUGGGCGCAUACGUAUUCUAUGACUAGUAGUGCUGAAUAUUUCGCUGAAGGUGCGCAAAGCUACUUCAAUGUAAAUGACUACAGUGCAACACCAAAUGGAAUUCAUGGUCCAAUAAGCACAAGAGACAAGCUACGCACAUAUGAUCCUGCACUGUAUCAGCUGAUUGAAGAAGUAUGGCCAUGUCAUAAUACUUACCUUAAAAGAUGUGUUACAAGCAGAGCCCAAGAACAGCAACAGAAUAUACGUACAAACUGUGACGGUUCUACUGGCGGAGGGGGCGGUGGAGCAAGUUGUAAUGACAAUCAUCCUAACUGUCAUAGUUGGGCAUCUAAUGGAGAAUGUUCAAGAAACCCAGGAUAUAUGCUUGUAAACUGCAAACACAGCUGUAAUACAUGCAGCGGACAAGGUAGCACCUCAUGUACAGACCACCAUAAGUUUUGUCAUGAUUGGGCUAGAAGUGGAGAAUGUAGUAGAAACCCAGCUUAUAUGAAUGAAAAUUGCAAAAGAAGCUGCAACCGUUGUUAA